GACAAUCCCGCCCGAGGCGUCUCUUCCGGACCUCCAUGCGGCGUUCUUGCUAAGUACAAGCUUAGUUUGUAUAUGCACAGCUUGCGUCGGACGAUCAUUGUGGGACCAACACAGCCACCGAACUCAGCGCCUCGCAGCCUUCAAGCUUCAAGUUCCACAAUAAGUAGCGUCGGGUCUGCCCCGUUACAACUUCGUAGCUAGUCUCAAACAACAUGGCGGUGAUAGCGUGUAAGUAGUGGCAAUUCCAAGGAACCACAGCGCAAGAUGCGCGGCAUGAACCCGAACCCGAAGUCAACGGGAGCCAUUGUUUAUUGCAUCAAGACCUCAUCAGGAUGGACGCCCAGCCUGUCGCUAUAUAUAAGGAGGACAGCGCGGCCUGCAUUCUUCAGCUCAGCUCGUUCACUUCUGAGCUCACCGAGAGUUGUGGUACUGGUUGCCCUGCUGGAUUUUGAAUUAAACGACCUUUCAUCUCAUCCUUUUGACGACACCGUUCAGCAGAUCAUAUAUUUCACGAUGCGUGUUGACACAACACUAUCGCUCCUUCUGGCAUCGCUCGUGGCUAUACCCGCGUCGGUGCUCGCCCUACCCAUUGGCUCCCAAGGUGCGGACCUUCAGGAGCGUGGGUUCGAGUACGAUGCGGAGGUCAUGGCGCGUGCCGUGGUCAAUGCGUUCGAGGGUCGGGAGGUCACCCGGGUGUGGCACGAGGCGCGCGCACCUAUGCCGUCGGAGCCACCGUCGUACAGCAAACACGACCCGAUCAACGGUGCUAAGCCCGGCUACUCGCAGAAGGACCCUGCUCCCAUCCCGAAGUACCGCCAGAAGGACCCGCACAAGCCCAAGCAGAAGCCGAAAGGGUCCAAGUUCUGGCAGACACCGCCUCGCUCACUCGACGAGCUGGAGGAGCUGGAAGCCCGCGAGCCGUCGAGCGUGCGCUGGUGGGAGGCGCGUGCGCCCAUGCCCUCCGACCCACCGAGGUACAGCAAACACGACCCUAUCAACGGCCCCAAGCCGGGCUAUUCGCAGAAGGACCCCGCCCCCAUCCCCAAGUACCGUCAGAAAGACCCGCAUAAGCCCCCCCAGCCGCCGAAGGGCUCGAAGUUCUGGCAGACGCCGCCGCGGUCCCUCAACGAUGUCGAGAUGAUGGAGGAUAUGGAGUAGAGGUUGCAAUAUGUACAUGAUCGUCGAUCCCCAUUCACGAAUGAGAUUGAAGUUUUCGUUA
Messenger RNA from Rhodofomes roseus, 1219 nucleotides. RefSeq lists its product as uncharacterized. The transcript has 4 exons. Bases 265 to 1158 code for a protein of 297 amino acids. NCBI's taxonomy places the organism in Eukaryota, Fungi, Basidiomycota, Agaricomycetes, Polyporales, Fomitopsidaceae. The record is from RefSeq and is a predicted model, not a curated record.